GUGACAAACGGAAUGUUCAGUGCUACGAGAAAGAAGUUUGUAGAGGGGGUCGAAAGCGACUACCCUGAUGAGGGCAUGUACUACAGCCAGCCGUCGAUGUUCUCACAUAGGUCGGACAAAGACUUAAGCGCUCUUUCUGCUCGAUCACACGUCCCUAGUACAGCUCCCUUUGAACUUGAAGUGAGUACAUAACAUUUUCACACGUUUCUUCUAUUAUUUAAAUCUGUUGAUGCGUAUUUGUCAUAUUUAGUGAGAUUUAGGCUAAUCCAUUAUCCUACACUCCCCUCCGUAUUUAUUUGGAUUUAGAAGCUAAAACUUUUAAUUUGGCUCUAUACUCCAGCAUUUUGGAUUUGAGAUUAAAUGUUUCAUAUGAGGCGACAGUACAGAUGUCACCUUUGAUUUGAGAAUAUUUUCAUACAUAUCUGUUUUACCGUUUAGUAGGGCUGGGAAUUGCCAGGGACCUUACGAUAUGAUAUUAUCACGAUAAUUUGGUGCCGGUUACGAUAUGUGUUACGAUUCUAUAUGUAUUGCGAUUCGUUACUGUGAUUUUAUUGCGAUUUGAUGUUCCAAACAUAUUGCUCACCAUACUGUAUGUCUGCUGCAGAUGGAUAAAAGAGCCAUGAGAAAACGAGUUUUGAUCAGUCAUGGAAAUAAAAGUGCUGAAAACAAAUUGACUCCCUAUUUAAAAAGAAGAUGGAGAACAAGCUAUGAAAGGAAAAUACUGGAGUUUGGGUGCAGGUACAGCCAACUAGCGCAAAAAAUUAUAUUUCGAUAUUGUCAAUAUGAUACGAUACGCUAUAUCGUCAAAAAUAAUAAUAUGUAACUGCAUCGAUUCCUCCUCCCCCCAUAGUCAUUUUACAUUUAUAUUUUAGUCAUUUAGCAGACGCUCUUAUCCAGAGCGACUUACAGGAGCAAUUAGGGUUAAGUGCCUUGCUCAAGGGCACAUCGACAGAUUUUUAACUUAGUCGGCUUGGGGAUUAGAACCAGCGACCUUUCGGUUACUGGCACAACGCUCUUAACCACAAAGCUACCUGCCGCCCUAGGUCCUAGUACGCAAUGACUACAUCAAGCUUGUGACUGUACAAACUUGUUGGUGCAUUUGCAGUUUGUUUUGGUUGUGAUUCAGAUUAUUUUGUGCCCAAUAGAAAUUAAUGGUAAAUAAUGUAUUAUGUAAUUUCAGAGUCACGUUUAUUCUAAAUAAGAUUAGAAUAUGUUUAUGAACACUUCUACAUUCAUGUGGAUGCUACCAUGUUUACGGAUAAUGAAUGAAUCGUGAAUAAUGAUGAGUGAAAAAGUUAGAGGCACAAAGAUCAUACUCCCAAAACAUUCUAACCUCUCACCAAUAACAGGGGAGGCUAGCAUUUUGUAGGGGGUAUGAUAUUUAUGCUUUCUCACUCAUCAUUAUUCAAGAUUCAGUCAUGAUUAUCCAUAAUCGUGGUAGCAUCCACAAUGUAGAAGUGUUUACAAACAUAUUAUAUUCUUAUUUACAAUAAAAUAGACUCCAAAAUGACAUAAUACAUUAUUUACUAUAAAUCUUUAUUAGGCACAACAUACAGUUUUUUUGUCACUGGCCUACACACAAUACCCCAUAAUGUCAAAGUGGAAUUAUGUUUUUUGAAAUUUUACAAAGUCAUAAAAAAUGAAAAGCUUAAAUAUCUUGAGUCAAUAAGUAUUCAACCCCUUUGUUAUGGCAAGACUAAAUAAGUUCCGGAGUAAAAAUGUGCUUAACAAGUCACAUAAGAUGCAUGGACUCACUCACUGUGUGCAAUAAUAGUGUUUAACAUGAUUUUUGACUAUCUCAUCUCUGUACCCCACACAAACAAUUAUCUGUAAGGUCCCUCAGUUGAGCAGUGAAUUUCAAACACAGAUUCAACCACAAAGACCAGGGAGGUUUUUCAAUGCCUCGCAAGGAAGGGCACCUAUUGGAAGAUGGGUAAAAAAAUAAAAAUAUAUAUAUUUGGAUGGUGUAUCAAUACACCCAGUCACUACAAAGAUACAGGCGUCAUUCCUAACUCAGAUGCCGGAGAGGAAGGAAACCACUCAGGGAUUUCACCAUGAGGUCAAUGGUGACUUUAAAACAGUUACAGAGUUUAAUGGCUGUGAUAGGAGAAAACUGAGGAUGGAUCAACAACAUUGUAGUUACUCCACAAUACUAACCUAAUUGACAGAGUGAAAAGAAGGAAGCCUGUACAGAAAAAAAAAUAUUCCAAAAUAUGCGUCCUGUUUGCAACACUAAAGUAAUACUGCUAAAAAUGUGGCAAAGCAAAUAGAGCUGUCCCUGACUAAAAAAAACUUGGUUGACAGUCGUCUGUGUAUUUUUCAAACGUGUAUUUUUCAAUAUUUAUACACACCCUAUGUGUUUGAAUAAAAUCAACUAUAUGCACUGAGCUUGUCUGACACGUUAAGUGCACUGUUUGAUUAAAUAAUUAAGACACACAAAUGUCUCGAGGGAGCCCGAUGGCCACACUGUGCAAAAAAAUAAUGACAUUGUGUGCCAGUGUGAGAGGUGUACGUUGUCUCUCUCCUCCCUGAUUGCAGUGAAAGAGCUCCAAACCACAGCGUGUUUAUCGCGCUGUUUGUGCUGAAGCUGCAACAUAAUUUCAGCCAUUUCAUUUCUUACUUGUUUCUCUGACUGAAAAGUUCUGCUACCGAAAUCCCUAAUUUGUUUAGGAAAAACCGUCCCCCAACCCUUGCUCUCUUUAUGUGAAACAUAUAAGCAUCGCCUGCAUGUGACCAAUAGGGCCUGACCUAUAGCCUAUCAUAAUCACAUCAAUAAAUUGGUUAUAACAAACUCUGAACACCGUAACACCUGACAGCAAAAUGGAUGUGGAGGACGUGAACAAUAAACUCGAAACGGGCUAAUGUUUACUGGUUGCUCAGGAGGGAAAGGGGAAGUCAGAUCUGUGGAAGACAUUUGACUUACACUGAACAAAAAUAAACUUAACAUGCAACAAUUUCAAAGAUUUUACUGAGUUACAGUUCAUAUAAGGAAAUCAGUCAAUUGAAAUGAAUUCAUUAGGCCCUAAUCUAUAGAUUUCACAUGAAUGAGAAUACAGAUAUGCAUCUGUUGGUCACAGAUACCUUUUUAAAAAGGUAGGGGCGUGGAUCAGAAUACCCAUUAGUAUCUGGUGUGACCACCAUUUGCCUCAUGCAGCACAACACAUCUCCUUCGCAUAGAAACAGGCUGUUGAUUGUGGCCUGUGGAAUGUUGUCCCACUCUUCAAUGGCUGUGCAAAGUUCUUGGAUAUUGGCGGGAACUGGAACAAGCUGUCGUACACGUCGUUCCAGAGCAUCCCAAAUAUGCUCAAUGGAUGACAUGUCUUGUGAGUAUGAAGGCCAUGGAAGAGCACACUUCUCCAGUGUGCCAGUGGCCAUAGAAGGUGAGCAUUUGCCCACUGAAGUCGGUUAUGACGCCGAACUGCAGUCAGGUCAAGACCCUGGUGAGGACAACGAGCACGCAGAUGAGCUUCCCCGAGACGGUUUCUGUCAGUUUGUGCAGAAAUUCUUAAGUUGUGCAAACCCACAGUUUCAUCAGCUGUCCGGGUGGCUGGUCUCAGACGAUUCCCGCAGGUGAAGAAGCCGGAUGUGGAGGUACUGGCUGGCGUGGUUACACAUUCUCUAAAACGACAUUGAAGGCAGCUUAUGGUAGAGAAACUAACAUUAAAUUAUCUGGCAACAGCUCUGGUGGACAUUCCUGUAGUCAGCAUCCCAAUUGCACGCUCCCUCAACUUGAGACAUCUGUGACAUUGUGUUGUGUGAGACAACUGCACAUUUUAAAGUGGCCUUUUAUUGUCCCCAGCACAAGGUGCACCUGUGUAAUGAUCAUGCUGUUUAAUCAGCUUCUUGAUAUGCCACACCUGUCAGGUGGAUGGAUUAUCUAAGUAAAGGAGAAAUGCUCACUAACAAAGAUGUAAACAAAUUUGUGCACAAUAUUUGAGAGGAAUAAUGUUUUUGUGCGUAUGGAAAAUUUCUGGGAUCUUUUAUUUCAGCUCAUGAAACGUGACCAACACUUUACAUGUUGCGUUUAUAUUUUUGUUCAGUGUGGUUGUGGAAACUACUGGGAGGGCAUAGGAGCAAGCGUUUUGUCAGUAUUAUGUGUGCCAAACAGGUGCUGUUAGAUUACAAUAUUAUUUUUACUGACCAUUUGAAACAGUGUAAAUAACACUAAAUACAUUCUAAGUGUACCAGAAAGUGAGUGCUAACGGUAAAAUAUAUAUAAAUCCUUUAUUACAGCUGACUAAAAACAGUUGCAUACAUUAGUGAAUUGAGGUUUAUUUAUUGUUUAAUUAUUUAAUGCUCCCUUCAUUAUUGAAUAAAAAAUAAAAUGCUUGAUUGCAUUUCAAAGCAUGAAUAACUCGUAUGCUGUGAUGACAUGAACAAAUGAAUGAUUGAUACAGUAGCAUAUACAGUAUAUUGAAAUAUAGGCCUAACUAAGUUACGGUAUUAAGACUAAACAGGACGCAUGCUUAGGCCUACAGCUCGAUGGUGGUUAUACAAGGCUACUAAGCUACUACACGAAGGCUACUAAUGAUAAUUACAUUACUUAUUAUAAUGAUGAUCAUAAUAAUAAUUGUAAUAACAAUAAGAGAUCAAGAAAAAGGAGGGUAUAGGAGCGAGAGCUGUGUAACAUAUUAUUUGUGACAAACAGGUGCUGUUAGAUUACAAUAUUAUUUUUCUGCCCGUUUGGAACAGUGGAAACAACACAAAAUAAAUUAUAUGUAAUAGCAGCGAUCCUGUGAAAAAAAAAAGUGUAAAGCCUUUUAAUACAGCAUAGCAAAUAAUAAAAACAGACGAAUUUGUGAAAUUGGUUUAUGCAACAUUUUGCAGUUGCGUGAGGCUUGGUGCUCAUGGAAUCAGUAGGCUAUUAAACAAACACUUAAACAGGCAACAGAAGCAGGAUCUGUCUUAUUUUGUAGAUACAGUGCAUUCGGAAAGUAUUCAGACCCCUUGACUUUUUCCACAUUUUGUUACGUUACAGCUUAUUCUAAAAUGUAUUAAAUUAUUUUUUUCCCUCAAAAAUCUACAUACAAUACCCCAUAAUGACAAAGCAAAAACUGUUUUUUAGACAUUUUUACAAAUGUAUAUAAAAAAAAACCGGAAAUACCUUAUUUACAUAAGUAUUCAGACCCUUUGCUAUGAGACUCGAAAUUGAGCUCAGGUGCAUCCUGUUUCCAUUGAUCAUCCUUGAGAUGUUUCUACAACUUGAUUGAUAGUCCACCUGUGGUAAAUUCAAUUGGUUGGAUAUGAUUUGGAAAGGCACACACCUGUCUAUAUACAGUGGGGGAAAAAAGUAUUUAGUCAGCCACCAAUUGUGCAAGUUCUCCCACUUAAAAAGAUGAGAGAGGCCUGUAAUUUUCAUCAUAGGUACACGUCAACUAUGACAGACAAAAUUAGAAUUUUUUUCUCCAGAAAAUCACAUUGUAGGAUUUUUAAUAAUAAUAAUAAUAUGCCAUUUAGCAGACGCUUUUACCAAAGCGACUUACAGUCAUGCGUGCAUACAUUAUUGUGUAUGGGUGGUCCCGGGGAUCGAACCCACUAUCUUGGCGUUACAAGCGCCGUGCUCUACCAGCUGAGCUACAGAGGACCAUAAUUAUUUGCAAAUUAUGGUGGAAAAUAAGUAUUUGGUCAAUAACAAAAGUUUCUCAAUACUUUGUUAUAUACCCUUUGUUGGCAAUGACACAGGUCAAACAUUUUCUGUAAGUCUUCACAAGGUUUUCACACACUGUUGCUGGUAUUUUGGCCCAUUCCUCCAUGCAGAUCUCCUCUAGAGCAGUGAUGUUUUGGGGCUGUCGCUGGGCAACACGGACUUUCAACUCCCUCCAAAGAUUUUCUAUGGGGUUGAGAUCUGGAGACUGGCUAGGCCACUCCAGGACCUUGAAAUGCUUCUUACGAAGCCACUCCUUCGUUGCCCGGGCAGUGUGUUUGGGAUCAUUGUCAUGCUGAAAGACCCAGCCACGUUUCAUCUUCAAUGCCCUUGCUGAUGGAAGGAGGUUUUCACUCAAAAUCUCACGAUACAUGGCCCCAUUCAUUCUUUCCUUUACACGGAUCAGUCGUCCUGGUCCCUUUGCAGAAAAACAGCCCCAAAGCAUGAUGUUUCCACCCCCAUGUUUCACAGUAGGUAUGGUGUUCUUUGGAUGCAACUCAGCAUUCUUUGUCCUCCAAACACGACGAGUUGAGUUUUUACCAAAAAGUUAUAUUUUGGUUUCAUCUGACCAUAUGACAUUCUCCCAAUCCUCUUCUGGAUCAUCCAAAUGCACUCUAGCAAACUUCAGACAGGCCUGGACAUGGAGAACUUGCACAAUUGGUGGCUGACUAAAUACUUUUCCCCCCACUGUAAGGUCCCACAGUUGACAGUGCAUGUCAGAGAAAACACCAAGCCAUGAGGUCGAAGGAAUUGUCAGAAGAGCUCCGAGACAGGAUUGUGGGAGGCACAGAUCUGGGGAAGGGUACCAACAAAUGUCUGCAGCAUUGAAGGUCCCCACGAACACAGUGGCCUCCAUCAUUCUUAAAUGGAAGAAGUUUGGAACCACCAAGACUGGCCGCCCGGUCAAACUGAGCAAUCGGGGGAGAAGGGCCUUGGUCAGGCAGGUGACCAAGAACCCAAUGGUCACUCUGACAGAGCUCCAGAGUUCCUCUGUGGAGAUUGGAGAAACUUCAAGAAGGACAACCAUCUCUGCAGCACUCUACCAAUCAGGCCUUUUUGGUAGAGUGGCCAGACGGAAGCCACUCCUCAGUAAAAGGCACAUGACAGCCCGCUUGGAGUUUGCCAAAAGGCACCUAAAGACUCUCAGACCAUGAGAAACAAGAUUAUCUGGUCUGAAACCAAGAUUGAACUCUUUGGCCUGAAUGCCAAGUGUCACGUCUGGAGGAAACCUGGCACCAUCCCUACGGUGAAACAUGGUGGUGGCAGCAUCAUGCUGUGGGGAUGUUUUUCAGUGGCAGGGACUGGGAGACUAGUCAGGAUCGAGGGAAAGAGGAACGGAGUAAAGUACAGAGAGAUCCUUAAUGAAAACCUGCUCCAGAGUGCUCAGGACUUCAGACUGGGGCGAAGGUUCACCUUCCAACAGGACAACAACCCUAAGCACUCAGCCAAGACAACGCGGGAGUGGCUUCGGGACAAGUCUUUGAAUGUCCUUGAGUAGUCCAGCCAGAGCCCGGACUUGAACCCGAUCGAACAUCUCUGGAGAGACCUGAAAAUAGCUGUGCAGGGACACUCCCCAUCCAAUCUGACAGAUCUUGAGAGGAUCUGCAGAGAAGAAUGUGAGAAACUCUAGACCACCUUUACUCCACACACAGAGACGCAUACAAAGCUCUCCCUCGCCCUCCAUUUGGAUAAUCUGACCAUAACUCUAUCCUUCUGAUUCCUGCUUAUAAGAAAAAACUAAAGCAGGAAGCACCAGUGACUCGGUUAAUAAAAAAGUGGUCAGAUGACGCAGAUGCUAAGCUACAGGACUGUUUUGAUAGCACAGACUGGAAUAUGUUCCGGGAUUCUUCAGAUAGCAUUGAGGAGUACACCAUAUCAGUCACUGGCUUCAUCAAUAAGUGCAUCGAUGACGUCGUCCCCACAGUGACCGUACGUACAUACCCCAACCAGAAGCCAUGGAUUACAGGCAACAUCCGCACUGAGCUAAAGGGUAGAGCUGCCGCUUUCAAGGAGCGGGACCCUAACCCGGACGCUUAUAAGAAAUCCCGCUAUGCCCUCCGACGAACCAUCAAACAGGCAAAGAGUCAAUACCAGACUAAGAUUGAAUCGUACUACGCAGGGCUUGAAAACUAUUACAGACUACAAAGGGAAGCACAGCCACGAGCUGCCCAGUGACACAAGCCUACCAGACGAGCUAAAUCACUUCUAUGCUCGCUUCGAGGCAAGCAACACUGAAGCAUGCAUGAGAGCACCAGCUGUUGCGGAUGACUAUGUGAUCACGCUCUCCGUAGCCGAUGUGAGGAAGACUUUUAAGCAGGUCAACAUUCACAAGGCUGCAGGGCCAGACAGAUUACCAGGACGUGUACUCCUAGCAUGUGCUGACCAACUGGCAAGUGUCUUCACUGACAUUUUCAACAUGUCCCUGACUGAGUCUGUAAUACCAACAUGUUUCAAGCAGACCACCAUAGUCCCUGUGCCCAAGGACACUAAGAUAACCUGCCUAAAUGACUAUCGACCCGUAGCACUCACAUCUGUAGCCAUGAAGUGCUUUGAAAGGCUGGUCGUGGCUCACAUCAACACCAUUAUCCCAGAAACCCUAGACCCACUCCAAUUUGCAUACCGCCCUAACAGAUCCAAAGAUGAUGCAAUCUCUAUUGCACUCCACACUGCCCUUUCCCACCUGGACAAGAGGAAUACCUACGUGAGAAUGCUAUUCAUUGACUACAGCUCAGCGUUCAACACCAUAGUGCCCUCAAAGCUCAUCAAUAAGCUAAGGAUCCUGGAACUAAACACCUCCCUCUGCAACUGGAUCCUGGACUUCCUGACGGGCCGCCCCCAGGUGGUAAGGGUAGGUAACAACACAUCUGCCACGCUGAUCCUCAACACACGUGGGCCCCUCAGGGGUGCGUGCUCAGUCUCCUUCUGUACUCCCUGUUCACCCAUGACUGCAUGGCCAGGCACGACUCCAACACCAUCAUUAAGUUUGCUGACGACACAACAGUGUUUAUUAUUUAUGCAUAGUCACAUAUUACCUCAAUUACCUAGACUAGCCGGUACCCCCCUGUAUAUAACCUCCCUAUUGUUAUUUUACUGCUGCUCUUUAGUUAUUUGCUUUUAUUCUUUUAGAAAAUGCAUUGUUGGUUAAUGGCUUGUAAGUAAGCAUUUCACUGUAAUGUCUACACCUGUUGUAUUCGGUGCAUGUGGCAAAUAAAAUUUGAUUUGAUCAUGUUAUGGGUAUGCUUGUAAUCAUUAAGUUCUGGGGAGUUUUUCAGGAUAGAAAAGAAACGGAAUGGAGCUAAGCACAGGCAAUAUCUUAGAGGAAAACCUGGUUCAGUCUGCUUUCCACCAGACACUGACACUGGGAGAUGAAUUCACCUUUCAUCAGGACAAUAAUCUAAAACACAAGGCCAAAUCUACACUGGAGUUACUUCCCAAGAAGACAGUGAAUGUUCCUCAGUGGCGAGUUAUAGUUUUCACUUAAAUCUGCUUGAAAAUCUAUGGCAAGACCUGAAAAUGGUUGUCUAGCAAUGAUCAACAACCAAUUUGACAGAGCUUGAAGAAUUUUGAAAAUAAUAAUGGGCAAAUGUUGCACAAUCCAGGUGUGGAAAGCUCUUAGAGAUUUACCCAGAAAGACUCACAACUGUAAUCGCUCCCAAAGUGAUUCUAACAUCUAUUGACUCAGGAGGUUGAAUACUUAUCUAAUCAAGAUAUAUUAGUGCUUUAUUUUUCAUAAAUGUUUUACAAAUGUUAGAAUUGUCCUUCCACUUUGAUAUUACAGUGUAUUUUGUGUAGAUCGUUGACAAAAAAUGACAAUUCAAUCCAUUUUAAUCCCAUUUUGUAACAACAAAAUGUGGAAAAAGUCAAGCAGUGUGAAUACUUUCUGAAGGCACUGUAAUCUGAAACACAACCAAAACAAACUGCAAAUGCAGACUAACAAGUUCAUUGCGUGCUAGGAAUAUGGCACAAAAUACUAAACUUUUGACUACUUUAAUACACACACAAGUGAAUUUGUCCAAAUACUUAUGACACCUUCAAAUGGGGGGACUUUCGUUUCUAAACGGUACAACAGAUACUUAUGAAAAUAACCUCAAAUAAAAGGUGACAUUCUGUACUGUCGCCUCAUAUGAAACGUUUGAUCUCAAAAUGCUGGAGUAUAGAGCCAAAUUAAACGUAUUAGCUUCACCACCCAAAUAAAUACAUAGGGGAGUGUAUAUGCCUAACUUUAGACUGCUGAGCCACUCAGUCAUCUGAGGCACUGCAUCGCAGUGCUAGAGGCAUCACUACAGACCCGGGUCCGAUCCCGGGCUGUAUCACAACCGGCCGUGAUCGGGAGUCCCAUAGGGCGGCGCACAAUUGGCCCAGCGUCGUUCGGGUUGGCCCAUCAUUGUAAAUAAGAAUUUGUUCUUAACUGACUUGCCUAGUAAAAUAAAAAAUAUAUAACUUUGCCUUAGCAUUGAUUAUGUUAUUAUUAUCCUUGAAAUUGAAUACCCAAAUUCCAGUGUAAUUCCAAUGUAAUGUGAUUUGUAAAGAAUGGUAUAUGAACUGCCCUAAUGUGCAAUUAUGUGUUGUUGAUAAAGGCAUUGUCAUCUGUGGCUAUUCUUGUUUCCAGUCCUCCCCCCUCUCAUUAUGUGGUUUACCUCUUUCUUCUCCUACUCCAGAUGCUCUCGUCUCCCUCACCGUCGUCAUCAGGUCAACUGUCCCAGCUUGGUGCCAGUUUAUACGGCCCACAGAGUAAGCUGGCUGCAUCUGUUUUCAGGGUCUUUCCUACUAAGGCCAUAAUACAUUUAUGUCUAAAACAAUUCGGUAGUCAAGUCAUACCUGGAGCUAUUUGAUCAAUUAAAAUAAUGACCGUAUAUACUUGAUAAAUAUACCCAAUUCUAAACAGACUUCAACACUAUUCCCUUAGGCACUUCUUGUUGAUCUCAAAAGAUUGCUAUAAGAGAUAUCCAAUCUCAUGGUCACUUUGGAAGAGUGUUUACUGUUUCUAUUUCUCGUGUUGCAGGUGCACUAGGCUUCUCGAUAAGGGGCAUGGGCAACAACACUCAGUUAAACCGCAGCUUAACGCAAGGCACCCAGCUACCGAGCCAUAUCACCCCCACCACGGGGGUGCCCACCUUGUCCCUCCAUACCCCACCUUCGCCAAGCAGGUGUGUGGAAGAGAUGAGACGUGAGACAGAAAUGCUGGCGAGAGAGAUAGCUUUGGCAAUGUAAACAAAUGUUUCCCAUGCCAAUAAAACCCAUUGAAUUGAAUUGAGAUAUUCUGGAGACAGACAUAUAACACAUAAGCCAGUGUGUUUGAAUGCCAAUAAUUAGUUAGCCAGUCAGUUCAGUUCAGUGGUUCCAGAGCAGGACAGGACAUUAUUAGUAAAAUCAUCAUCUGGCUUCAUAUCAAUCUCCAACCCAUUAUGUGUCCUCGACAGGGGGAUCCUGCCGAUGAACUCGAGGAACAUGCUAAACCACUCCCAGGUGGGCCAGGGCAUCGGGAUGGGCAGCAGCAGGACCAACAGCAUGGGCAGCCCCAACCGCAGCUCCCCCAGCAUCAUCUGUAUGCCCAAACAGCAGCCUGCACGGCAGCCCUUCACCAUCAACAGGUACACAGUCACACGGUCUGGCUGGCCAUACAAUUGAAAGAUCUGCUGUUCUCAACUCUCUGUAUAAAUCAAUAGUUUUUUGUGAUGAUUGGAAAUAGAUAUUAAGUGCUCCAGUUGGAGGCUAAAGUUGUCCUCUGUAUUUCUGUAGCAUGUCAGGAUUCGGAAUGAACCGAAACCAGGCGUUUGGGAUGAACAACUCGUUAUCAAGCAACAUCUUUAAUGGCACAGGUUAGUAGUGUGUCUCUUCAUAAUAACCAACUAUCUGAUGCUCAGUCUGGCCAUUGAUUGAAACAUCACACUCAGGCCGGUUUUACCUGUAUGUUUUCUGGCAAGUUUUUAUAACGUCCACUUACCUAUCCAUUCACACAAUCAAUAAGACACACAGUCAGCAUGAAUAGUAACAUACAUUUACCUACCCAUAUGGCUUUCUUACAAGUCUUUAACCCUCCCCCUCACAGACGGCAGUGAAAACGUGACGGGGCUAGACCUGUCCGACUUCCCUGCGUUAGCAGACAGGAGUCGGAGGGAAGGAAGCGGAAACCCAACGCCGCUACUCAACCCACUAGCUGGAAGGGCCCCCUAUGGUAAGAACUCUUUAUAGUGCACUAGCAAGGAUUUAUAAUUGUGGACUAAACUAGGAGGGCUACCUAUAGUAAGGGCUCAACGUAGUGCACUAGAAAGAAGGGCUCCCUGUAAGAAGUGUUCAUUGUAAUGCACUAGGCUUGGAUGCUAAGGGCACUUGGCAGUGCACGUGUAAAAGCAUCAGACACAUCACAUUACUGUGGGCCAGUCAGUACUGCUAGACACAUUCUCAUUGUAAAUACUCAGUUCACUUGUCUCUCUUCAAAUAUAAACUGUGGCGAGUCAUGUGAUGAAGAAAGGGAAAAGGCCUUCUCCAAUGGUGUGUGUGUAUAUAACCCAAGGCUAAACUUCUUUCUCAUUGUGGUGAUUUAUUUAAGAAGCCUCUUCUCUUCAUCUCAUGACCUCAUCAGUUGGCAUGGUGACGAAGCCAUCAAAUGAGCCGACGCAGGAUUUCUCCAUCCACAACGAGGACUUCCCUGCACUGCCUGGUCCCAACUACAAGGACCCUACUUUGAGCAACGACGACAGCAAGACAGUGAGUCACACAGACAGACUUCCUUUAGCCUGUCUGUUUUCCUUGGUCGUUGUCAUGCCAAACAUGGAUAAAGCAGAAACGGACAGGCAACCAGGCAAGGCCUCCUUAUGUUGAGCAGCAACAGCUUUUAUUUAUUUUUAUUUAACCUUUAUUUAACUAGGCAAGUCUACUGCAUAUUCAAGUGUUUCACCUUAUAGUUAGAAGAGCGGACAUCUUAUAUUAAAAGCAAUGUUCCAUGAUGUCAUGUGGGUUAUAGAUGUAAUAAAAAUAAGAUAAUUAUUAAUUAAUUAGUUUUUUGCUUUGUUCAGAACCUAAACUCUACAGGCAAGAGCACGUCCAGUGCAGACGGGCCUAAGUUCCCCGGAGACAAGACGACCUCGGCACAGAACAACAACCAGAAAAAAGGGAUCCAGGUGUUACCUGACGGUGAGCCCUCUCAACCAAUCACACCUCUCGGUCUCGACCUGGGUGGGUUUUGAGAUGGUUCCUGCAUGACUGUUGGCCAGUGGUGUUGUCCAAACUUUACACUAGCUGGAGGGAAAGCUCUACUUGGUUAUUAUUAUUUUCCCUAAGUGUGGCUUUUCCUACCUCUGUAGGGCGGGUGACGAACAUUCCCGGGGGAAUGGUGACGGACCAGUUUGGGAUGAUCGGCUUGCUGACAUUUAUUCGAGCGGCGGAGACGGACCCGGGCAUGGUGCACCUGGCACUGGGGAGUGACCUCACAACACUGGGACUCAACCUCAACUCUCCAGAGUAAGAUGUCUGCUCUGUCUCAACGUUAGGUUGAAGGGAUACAUAACUCAAAAAUCUACGUUUUGUCGGAUGUUCUUAUUCAUCAAAAGUGGUAUUAAGUUAAGUCCAUGUUGAGAGUAACAUGUCCUCUCCUCUCCUGACAGAAACCUGUACCCCAAGUUUGCUUCCCCCUGGGCAUCAGCACCGUGUCGACCUCAAGACAUUGGUAAGACAUUAUCCUGACCACACACGCACACUGAAACACACCAAGAUGCACGCCAAGACACAUACACCAGGAUAGUCCACUCAGUUGCCACAACUGCCACUGUUUUCCACCAAAACGCACACACCCGCACCCCGCACUGAGCCUGUUGGUGACCCUGGUGCAACCUCUCUUUCAGACUUCCACGUCCCGUCUGAGUACUUAACCAACAUUCACAUACGGGACAAGGUAGGUGAUGAAUCAGUAAUCUAACCAGUUUGUGUAACACCCCCUUUCAUGUGGUAUUGAGCUUAUGCUCUUGAAGAAAACACAAUGUCAUCAUUAGAUAAACAAAUGAUGGUGUUGAUAAAGACGUCUCUCCUCCUCAGCUGGCAGCUAUAAAGCUGGCUCGUUACGGUGAAGACCUGCUGUUCUAUCUGUACUACAUGAAUGGAGGAGACCUGUUACAGCUCCUGGCAGCAGUAGAGCUGUAAGUAGCACAUCCAAACUACUACUGACGGCAUUGAACUUACUUUGUAGUAUAGAGUGCCUUGCUCAGAGAAGUGUCUUUUAUUUAGAUAUGAUCCAUGGUCGGACUCCUCCCAAAAGUGAUUUUAGAGAUAUAUUACCUCACCGUAACUCCCAGCAUCACUUUUUGGUUUUCUUUCAAUAGUUGUCCAAAGUUCCACAGUUCUUUCCAUAGGUUGUUAUCAAUAAGCGAUUUGUGCGUCUUUUCUUUAGUGACUUCACUGUGCAGUAAUGGGAUUUCUCUCUCUCCUGUCUGUGCCUGGUGUUGGUGCAGCUUCAACCGGGACUGGCGGUACCACAAGGAGGAGCGGGUGUGGAUCACGCGGGCGCCAGGCAUGGAGCCCACACUAAAGACCAACACCUACGAGAGGGGGACCUACUACUUCUUUGAUUGUCUUAACUGGAGGAAGGUAGCCAAGGUAAAGGUGUUGGCUUUAGUAUAUGCUAUCCUCAAUCAAUACACUUAACAUUAAAGGGAUCGUUCAGGAUUUUGGCAGUCUACUUCCCCAGACUCCGAUUAACUCUAGUAUACAAUGUUUAUGUCUCUGCGUCCAGUAUGAAGGAAGUUAGAUGUAGUUUCGUGAGCCAAUGCUAACUAGAGUUAGUGCAAUGCUAACUAGAGUUAGCAUGCUAGCUGUUCUCAUAGACGUCCAGUCAUUGUGCUAACACUAGUUAGAAAUUGCGCUAACGCUAGUUAGCAACUUCCUUCAAACUGCACGCAGUGACAUAAAAAUGGUAUCCUCGAGUUCUUCUGACUCUGGGUAAGUAGAUAAAGGGCUUCAUUGCCAAAAUCCCAAACUAUCCCUUUAAGAGAAAGCUUUAUGUGUGUGCCUUUUAGAUUUAGAUGUAUGCCUUGAGUUGUGAAUCUCCUUAGAUGGAGUUACGUUGGUUCUGACCCUCAAGAAAGGCUUGUAAAAAGGCUCAAGAUAGGCCUUCUGUAUCUCUCGGUUACUGGUGAUGUCACACUGAGUUUUCAGUUCUUGAUGAUCAGUAGUCUCACUCGGGCCAUAUAAACUCAGCAGGAAUCUUCCAUUUCCAUUGCUGAUUGUGUGUUCUCAAUCCCUUCAGGAGUUCCACCUGGAGUACGACAAGCUAGAAGAGAGGCCCCACGUCCCGUCUACCUUCAACUACAACCCAGCCCAGCAGGCCUUCUGAGGCCCAGUACAGUACAGUCCCAGGGGAACUGCUUUCCCUGCACACCUCCCUCCCAGCCUGAGGAGGGUGCUGUGGCCCAGGCAUCCAUCCUGGUUUUUAUUCCUUGAGGAUCUGGUUAAAAUGACUGCAGAGGAGGCGCUCACCACUGUAUAAGGGUGGGGAAAACUGAGCCCUGCCUUUCCCAAAUGAUGUGCUGCCCAAACACCUAUAUCUGUUCUGUUUUUAUUCCUUUAGUUUCCUCGUUUUUGGAGGGGGUUGAGCAGGGUCUGUGUUUUGUUUACCUCUGAAUAAGAAGACUG
Messenger RNA from Coregonus sp. 'balchen', 15268 nucleotides. The record is from the annotation of a GenBank genome assembly. Lineage: Eukaryota; Metazoa; Chordata; Actinopteri; Salmoniformes; Salmonidae.